GCAGCCCACAUAAGUUGACAAUGUCUAGAUUACUGUUUAUAUUUCUGUUAUUAACAAUUAUUGCUGUGCCAUUCGUGCUCAGCAAAAGAAGUUUAGUUUUUGUGGUGGAUACUACGAUAUCCAUGACAGACGAAAUUUCAAUAAUAAAAUCUAACAUCAAUGCUACGGUUGAUUCAAUUAAAGACUUCGAUGUAGAAUUCAUCUUGCUUCCAUUUGCAGACCCUGAGGUGGGCCCACCAAUUAAUGAAACAACCAGCGGAUUUCUUGAUAUGGUCCACCUACUUGAAGAAAAAGGAGAAAAUGAUUGUCCUGAAGAGUCACUUGGAGCUAUUAAAAUGGCCUUAGAACGGAGUGGACCAAAUUCCCACAUCUACGUCUUUACCGAUGCUAAACCCAGAACUAAAGAUAUUGACGAAAUCAAAACAAUCACAAAUAUGUGCGAUAUUCAAAAAAGUCAGGUGCUCAUAUUUUUAACUGGAAAAUGUUCGCCGACAGACCCAAUAGAUGCUGUUUACUAUGACGUAGCAAAAAACUGUAGGGGUUCAGUGAUUCUCUACGAUCUGGGAAGUUUGCGUCAUGCAUUUAAAUACAUUAAGGAAAUCGUGAAAACACAGUGGAAUCAGGUAGACGCUCAAUACGAUUUCUUAAGGGGAAAAAAUAUUUCAUUUGCUGUUGAUACGUAUACCACGGAUAUGAUGAUUAGCGUAGCUGGAGAUCAUCCAGACAUAGAAAUAAUAAAUCAUCUUGGAGAAAAGAUGGACGUUCAGCGAAUCAUCAACACUAGUACUGCUUGUGUGGUAAUAAUGCAACAACUAACCGAAGGUGAAUACAAAGCAGCAGUUACAGGAGUCGACUAUGGUAUGGUGACGAUAUAUACCCGUCGUGCAAUACACGUAGAAUUUGGUUUUUCAUCAAAACUACCAAGAAGCUUAGAUGAGACAUCCAAGGCACCGAUACCAGGAAUAAGCUGUUACAUUUUGGUAAUAUUGGACGCCAACUUGGAAUUAACGUCAAUAAAACUUCAAAUAGCUAAAACUGGAGAGGAGAUACAUUUGCAGUACCAGGCGUUGGAUAAAACCCGAGGAUAUUAUGUUGCCAAUAAUAUCUUUGAGCAUGGAAAGACCUUUAAACUAUCUAUAACUGCGAGACACAAAGAAAACAAAACUGUUAUAGAAGGUGUUACUCCACCAGUGAAGCCUCAAGACCCAGGUAAGUCAACAGCAUGGAUGAAGCCGGUAGUACAACUCAUCGGUCACGAAAUGAAUUGGGCUGAUUUCGGAGAUAGUACGACCUUUGCCUGCAAGGUCACAGGUUUUCCUAAGCCGCGUAUUAUUUGGACAGACGAUAUUGGCAACACUCUUCCAUUUCAAUGUGUACUUGUUGAGAUCCCGUCUGUUUACCUGACCUAUGCCAAUGUUGCGAAUGCUACGAGGAAUUCCAUCAUAACCUGCACGGCAGAGAAUGCUAUGGGUGCCGAUGCAGUGUCAAUUAAACUGUUUGUUAACAGAACGAAUACCUUUAAGGUUUUGAAAUCGCCUUCAGAUAUAACAGUUCAGUACGGGGAGGAAGGAAGGUUAUACUGUGAGGUAGACGCACAUCCGAGAGCGGAAAUAACUUGGCUACAUAACAAUACCGCAGUUGUAGAAAAUGAUAAUAUCAAGUUUGAGCCGGAAAACCAUGCGUUGGUGAUACGGAAUAUGGAUAUUGAGAGCACAGGCGAAUAUAUCUGUGAGAUUAACAACAAUAUUGAAUCAAGAUCACUGGGAGCGUCAGUGGUUAUAACAGGAUUAGUUUCGCCGUACAUUAAACCUCCACUUAUUAAGAAUAUCACGCAGCCUUUGGGAACAGAUGUAAACUUUGAGUGCUAUGUUGAACGAGGAACUCCAGUACCGUCAUCAAGGUGGGAGUUCAUGUCUCCUAAUGGCAAUAUUACUCUUUUGACUACUGGUAACUCGAUUGGUCCUCUUAAUUAUAACCUCAAAAAUAUAUCGAAAAGAGACGAGGGAAUAUACAGCUGCACCGCUGGCAACAUGCUGGCUGUGGACACAAUACAUAUUUCUCUUAAAGUCAUACAAAAUUAAAAGAUGGCUACAUAGAUAUAAAAGCCUUGAUUAUAUAACCAACCCUAUAUUAUUUUAAUUCAAUUAUCAACAAAAAAUAAAAAAAGACGAUUGUUACACAAAUAUGUAAUAAUAUACAAAAUGUAACAUCCUUUACCAAAUGUAUGUACAGGCAGCAUCAAAAAUAUAGCGUAUUUAAAAACAUCGUAACACCCAUCGUUACCAUAUACAUCGAUUCACCAAAAGUGACCAAAUAAAUAGCGUCAUAUAAAGAAGUCAAAUAUACCGGGACACAGUAAACGUCAAAAACUUAGAAACACACAGUGUUCAAAAAUAUGGAUACAUUUAUGGAAAAUGAACUUUCGGAUUAAGUAUAUAGGAUUAAAAUUUGAUUAUAUUUUGAACAUAUUUUUGAACACUGCUUGUUUCUACGUUUAUGACGUUUACUGUGUCCCGGUAUAUUUGACUUCUUUAUAUGACGCUAUUUAUUUGGUCACUUUCGGUGAAUCGAUGUAUAUGGUAACGAUGGGUGUUACCAUGUUUUUCAAUACAAUGGAUGUCAAUAUCUUUUUGACGCUGACUGUACAUCAAUAAUUAUUCUCGUUUGCUUAAUUGGAGCCUCGUUUUAUAUUAAGAGACUCCUUUAUGUUAUCGUUAAUAUAAAAUUGUAUAACCAACCAUUACAUUAUUUUACAUAUAAGUAAUAUCUUAAAGUCUUGUUUUCAUACGAAAUGUAACUUUCCUUACCAAAUUUAUACUUCAAUUAUAGUCUUCUACUCGAUUGGAGCCUCGUUUUAAGCAUUGUAGCGUCUAUAUUUAGAGACUCCUUUAUGUCAUCCUUAAUAUAAGAUGAUAUGUAUCAACCGUUUCGAUUUUCUAAUAAAAUUAUAUAUAUCAA
Molecule: messenger RNA, 2958 nt
Organism: Leptidea sinapis
Lineage: Eukaryota; Metazoa; Arthropoda; Insecta; Lepidoptera; Pieridae
Product: hemicentin-1-like
Exons: 13
Coding region: 21-2081 (686 amino acids)
Cellular component (GO): neuron projection
Source: RefSeq, a predicted model, not a curated record